UUCCUUUGAAGAUGAAAGGCAAACGGAAGCUCCGUCCCCUUCCCCAAAGGGCAAGGGAAAUCUCUGUGAGAUUGGCUGGGAACUGUAUCCACCCAAAUGUCACCGCUUUCUUCCAUCAAGGAAAUGAGCAGAACUAGCAAUAAGAAAUUUCUCAGCCUGAUCGAGAGGAUAAGAGACUGGGUGGUCCCGUAAAGCCACGACAAAGGGAGGGAAAGAGGGUUACUCAGUGCCCAGCCUCAUUUGACCUGGGACCUAUUUGGUGCGCCGGAGGCGGAGCGAAAAUUAUCGCGCUAGGGGCAGCUGCAGCUGCGCAAACUCUCAUUUCCGUCCCCGCCUCCGAGACGCUGCAGAACAAUCAUGGUGGUGGGGUUGUUAGGUUUGUGUGCUCGCCGCCUUUUGGCGGCAACGGCGCUACGAGGGCUCCCGACUGUCCGUGUCCGCUGGGAAUCCAGCGCCUCCAGGGCUGUGGUUGCUCCACCCGCCAUCGCGGGGAAGCGGCCGCGGGAACCGACCAUACGCUCGCAGGAGGAUCCGGAUCCCGAGGACGAAAACCUCUACGAGAAGAACCCAGACUCCCAUGGUUAUGACAAGGAUCCUGUUGUGGACCUCUGGAACAUGCGUGUUGUCUUCUUCUUUGGCUUCUCCAUCGUCCUAGUCCUUGGCAGCACCUUUGUGGCUUACCUGCCUGACUACAGGAUGCACGAGUGGGCCCGCAGGGAAGCUGAGAGGCUUGUAAAGUACCGAGAGGCCAAUGGCUUUCCCAUCAUGGAAUCCAAUUGCUUUGACCCCAGCAAGAUCCAGCUGCCAGAGGAAGAGGACUGACUGAUUGCCAAGUGGGGCUUACGAAGCACCACCCUCCCACCCACUCCACCUGCCUUCCUGCCCUCUCCUCAGAGCACCUAAUUAAAGAGACUGAAAAUCGGA
This is a messenger RNA of Loxodonta africana (African savanna elephant), 924 nucleotides long. RefSeq names its product NADH:ubiquinone oxidoreductase subunit B11 (gene NDUFB11). The record is from RefSeq and is a predicted model, not a curated record. The transcript is spliced from 3 exons. Lineage: Eukaryota; Metazoa; Chordata; Mammalia; Proboscidea; Elephantidae. Bases 358 to 822 code for a protein of 154 amino acids.